GCAGCCCCCAGUCUCAGCAGCGGCAGCAUAUGUUUCUGAAUGCAAUCUGAGCUGCACUGAGACAUGGGGAGGAGGAGGAGGAGGAUAACGAAGAGGGACGUUGCUGCGUAAAGAUCAAGUAUUUCUUUACCCACAGUCCUCUCAACUCAACUCAGCAUCUGCUCACAGUCCUCUCUGUUUGUUCCAUCAUCUGCAGGAUGCACAUGAAUAAUGUGUUAAAUCACUGGAUGGACAUCUCCAGAUGUGUGAUGUGGACGUGUCCUCAGAGCCAACCAGUCCCACCCUGUAUGGGGAAUCUUCAGACCAGUACCAGUACAACGUAGACCGAUGGCAGAAGCUCCGCACUGCGGUCCGUAAGCUUGAAUUCUGGGAAAACUUCACUGCGGAGCUGAUCGGUAGUGGCUUCUUCUCCAAGGUCUAUAAGGUGAUGCACAGCACCAGUCGGAAGGUGAUGGUGGUCAAGAUCUAUAAAAAUGAUGUGGACCAGGACAGCAUCGUGCGAGAGAUAAGUCUGCUGCAGAAACUCUCUCACCCCAACAUCGUCAGAUACCUGGGAAUCUGUGUUAAAGAUGACAAACUCUACCCAAUCUUAGAGUACGUAAACGGAGGCUGUCUGGAGGAGCUGCUGGCCAGGAAAGAUGUUCCGUUGAGCUGGAGAGAGAAGGUGGACCUGGCCUGUGACAUCAGCAGAGGAAUGAUCUACCUGCACUACAAAAACAUUUACCACAGAGAUCUCAACUCCAAGAACUGUCUGAUCAGGGUGACGUCUCGGGCACAUGAGGCCCUGGUGACGGACUUUGGUCUGGCCAGAGAGGUGGUGGAGCUGCCGGUCAAAGACACGGGCAGGAAACUGUCGUUGGUGGGCUCGGCGUUUUGGAUGGCACCAGAGAUGCUGCGAGGAGAACCCUACGACCGCAAGGUGGACGUCUUCUCCUUCGGUAUUGUGCUCUGUGAAAUCCUGGCUAGAAUUCCUGCAGAUCCAGAGAUUCUUCCCAGAACAAAGGACUAUUGUCUGGACGUGAAGAUGUUCAGAGAGCUGGUCAGUGAUUGUCCUCAGCGUCUCCUGGACCUGGCAGCCAACUGCUGUAUGCUGGAGUCUUUCAGGAGACCAGCCUUCACUGAGCUGCUGGAUGAACUGGGAGAAGUGGCUGAGAGCCUUGAGCUGCCUUUUCCUCCUCCUCCUCCUCCUUCUUCACUUCCACCACCUCCACCCAAACCUGAUCUGACCACCACUUGAGCUCACCCAAGUCAGGAGUUUACCUCCUCCUCUUCAGCUUCCCCCAGACCCCAGGGUUGAGAUGUUUAGGUCACACUUCUGGACAGGAAACUGACUUAUUCACAGCACAGGGUAGCCGAUGAGGUAAAGCCCCCCUCUCUGGAUCGCUCUCCUCCUUGGCUGCUUCUCUCUGUGUGUCAUCACUGAGCAGGUGUACAAAUAUAUAACAGUUUCAGACAGAACCUCCUCUUUAUUUACCUUAUUUCCCCCUGUCUCUCAUCUUAGCUCCACUCUUGUAGUUCAUGCAUCCAGAACACACUGGAGUUCACAUGGAGGUUCACACUAAUUAAAAUAACAAGGAUAUUUUUUUCUUGUACUUCCUUAUUUUCUUUACGCUCUGUUGCUUUCUUCAAGAAGUCUUAUUUUCCAAAAAA
Molecule: messenger RNA, 1650 nt
Organism: Cynoglossus semilaevis (tongue sole)
Lineage: Eukaryota; Metazoa; Chordata; Actinopteri; Pleuronectiformes; Cynoglossidae
Product: dual specificity testis-specific protein kinase 1-like
Biological process (GO): protein phosphorylation; actin cytoskeleton organization
Cellular component (GO): cytoplasm; nucleus
Molecular function (GO): protein serine/threonine kinase activity; ATP binding
Source: RefSeq, marked provisional